Bipolaris oryzae ATCC 44560 is the source of this 1143-nucleotide messenger RNA. RefSeq lists its product as uncharacterized. The transcript is spliced from 2 exons. The record is from RefSeq and is a predicted model, not a curated record. Gene Ontology annotation, molecular function: phosphoric diester hydrolase activity. Lineage: Eukaryota; Fungi; Ascomycota; Dothideomycetes; Pleosporales; Pleosporaceae. Gene Ontology annotation, biological process: lipid metabolic process. Bases 1 to 1143 code for a protein of 380 amino acids.
AUGCUGCUCUUCGCGGAUGCGACUCUCUCUAUCGAUAGAAGAAAUACAACAGCGUCUAUUGAAGACAUACGCAUCAACCAGUUGCAAGCCAUCGGCACGCACAAUUCCUAUCAUGUCGAGAGGAGAGCAGGGGAGCGCAAGAUUGUUGACGGCAUAUCAAACGUUAAACACCUGCAAGACGAGUACUAUUCCCACAAAGAUAUAUACAGCCAGCUAGAACACCAGUCUGUCCGAUCACUCGAGUUUGAUCUACAUACAGACGACAAGGGCGCCUUGUAUUCUAAACCAGCACUCUGGAAACUAUUGAAGUUGCUCAAAGUCCAACCUCCCUUCGACAGUGGCGUCUUCAACACCUCGGGCAUAAAAGUCUUCCACACCAAAGACCUCGACGUAAACGCCGUCUGCCACACCUUCGUCGACUGCCUCCACCAACUCAAAACCUGGUCCGACACCCACCGCACCCACAUCCCCAUCACCGUAAGCCUCCAACUAAAAACCGACACCUACCUCAACGGCACCGCCAAAAAAUACCGAAAACAAGACAUACACUGGUCCCUCCCCCGCAUCCUCGCCGUCGAAACCGAAAUCCUCUCCGUCUUCCCCCCUCAACGCAUCCUCCGCUCCGACGACAUGCGCCACCCCAACCUCACCCUCGAACAAUCCAUCCUGCACCACGGCUGGCCCACCCUCGGCAACACGCGCGGCCGCAUCCUCUUCUACUUCGACACCCCACCCACCCCUUCCACCCGCUCCGUCCGCCACCUCUACACACUCUCCGCACCCAGCCUGCAAAACCGCACCGUCUUCACCAGCGCCCUCGAGGGUAGCCCCGACGCAGCCUUCAUCAAGCGCGACAAUCCUCUCGGCAACGAAAACUUUGCUGAGAUCCAGCGCUUGGUGCGCCUGAACUACAUGCUGCGUACGCGUGCGGAUGUGCCGCUGAGAACUGUGCGCAAGGCCGAGACGGAGCGGAGAGAGCGCGCGUUGGCGAGUGGAGCGCAGAUUGUUAGUACGGAUUUUCCGGCCAAGGGGGUGAGUGGGCGGUAUGGGUCUAAUUAUACGGUUAGGCUGCCUGGAGAGGGGGUGGCGAGGUGUAAUCCUGUUAAUGCGCCUGCGUGGUGUUGGGAUGGGGGGUUUGAGUAA